This is a messenger RNA of Panicum virgatum (switchgrass), 2433 nucleotides long. RefSeq names its product protein STRUBBELIG-RECEPTOR FAMILY 5-like. Gene Ontology annotation, molecular function: ATP binding; protein binding; protein kinase activity. Gene Ontology annotation, biological process: protein phosphorylation. NCBI's taxonomy places the organism in Eukaryota, Viridiplantae, Streptophyta, Magnoliopsida, Poales, Poaceae. The coding region runs from base 135 to 2213 and encodes 692 amino acids. The record is from RefSeq and is a predicted model, not a curated record. The transcript has 16 exons.
GUUUCCUAAUUUUGGAAAGCACUCCUUCCCACCAUCGGUCCAUGAGAGAGAGGAGGAGGAGGAGGUCGGGUGACGCGCGUGGGGGUCUCCUGCAUGCUCUCAGCUGAGACGCGCCGUGCUCCCCUUGGCGCGCGAUGGCUCGGCGACGGCGCCCCCUGCCGCCGCAGCCGCAGCUCGUCGGGUUGGCCGUCCUCCUCUCCGUGGCGGUGUCUGCGGCGGCCAAGACCGACCAGCCUGACGUUGCGGCGCUUAAUGUGAUGUUCAAUAGCAUGAACAAGCCAUCUCAAUUGUCCGGUUGGAAAUCGAGCGGCGGCGAUCCCUGUGGCGACGACGAGGAGUGGAAGGGAAUAGAAUGCAGCGGCAAGUUUGUGACAGAAAUUAACUUGUCGGGGCUUGGACUAAGCGGCACGCUAGGCUAUCAGCUAUCAAGCUUGAAAUCAGUAACCAAAUUCGAUGCGAGCAAUAACAAUCUCAACGGCGAUAUUCCGUACCAGCUUCCACCAAACAUGGUUCAAUUAAAUCUUUAUGGAAAUUCUUUUACUGGAGGAGUUCCUUAUUCAAUAUCUCAGAUGGAAGAUCUGGAAACACUAAAUUUAGGCAAGAAUCACCUAAAUGGGCAGUUGACAGAUAUGUUUUCGCAGCUUCCAAAGUUAUCAACACUGGAUAUCUCCUUCAACCGCUUCUCAGGUAGCCUGCCCCAGAGUUUUCAGCACCUAAGAAACCUCAAGACACUGAAUGUGGAGAGCAACCAAUUCAGUGGUCAUAUAGAUGUUCUGGCCAAACUUCCACUUGAGGACCUGAAUCUGCAGAACAACAAGUUUACCGGGUGGAUCCCAAGUAAAUUAAAAGACAUCAACAAUCUACAGAUUGGAGGGAACCAGUGGUCGUCCGGAUCAGCUCCCCCAGGCAUGGAGAAGGGCUCUGCACAGGGAGCCUCUUCAGGUGGAGGGAGUAGCAGUGGAAUAAAUGGUUUCGCUAUUGGAGCAAUAGUGAUAGCGGUGCUUCUUGCAGCUCUGAUUCUCUUGUCUGUGUUGAAGAAAAACCAUUCCUCUGACUCAUCUCAUUACCUUAUGGACGAGUCAAGUCACAACAGAUCAUUUGCCCCGCUAGUUGAUGACGGCAGAGUUCAUAAGGAAUCUUCAGCGGUCAGCAUGAAGCCACUGGAGCUUUCUUCGUCACUAAGCAGUAGAACACCAUCUGCAGUGCCUCGCAAGUCGAUUAGUGACAAUGAGUUCGAGAACAAACUAAACCUUUCGAGGCGGAGCACAGAUCCAAUCAACCUUGUGACUUAUUCAUCAUCAGACCUGCAAGCAGCCACUGGCAACUUCCAUAAUAGCAGGCUACUAGGUCAGGGGACAAUCGGUGGCGUUUACAAGGCAAAAUAUACCGAUGGAACGGUGCUGGUCGUUAAGAAGUUUGAUCCUUUGAGCUUCUCAGGAAGCAGUGACUUCGUGGAUCUCGUGAACAGCAUUUCCAAACUGCGCCAUCCAAACAUCUCUGAGCUUGUUGGUUACAGCUCAGAGCCUGGGCACUACAUGCUGGUCUAUAAUUACCAUAUGAAUGGAUCCCUCUACGACUUCCUGCACUUGUCUGACGAUUACAGCAAGCCACUGACCUGGGACACCCGAGUGCGGAUUGCUAUUGGUACUGCUAGUGCUCUGGAGUACCUACAUGACGCCUGUUCACCACCAGUGAUCCACAAGAACAUAAAGGCAUCCAAUGUGUUGCUUGAUGCUGACCUCAACCCUCACCUGACCGACUGUGGCCUUGCAUACUUCUAUGAGGAUACAAGUGAGAGCCUGGGACCAGGGUACAAUCCUCCAGAGUGCACAGGGUCAUCAGGCUAUGUUAUGAAGAGUGAUGUCUACUGCUUCGGUGUCGUCAUGCUUCAACUAUUGACCGGUCGGAAGCCCUACGAUAGCUCAAAGCCUAGAGCGGAGCAGUCCUUGGUCCAUUUUGUCUCUCCACAGCUUCAUGACAGCGACGCCUUGGGAGCUCUGGCAGAUCCUGCACUGCGUGGCCUGUAUCCACCGAAAGCACUGUCCCGCUUCGCAGAUGUCCUCGCUCGCUGCGUUCAGUCGGAUCCAGAAUCUCGGCCAUUCAUAUCAGAGGUGGUGCAAUCACUCCUCCAAUGCGUCCAACGUACCACCAGCAGCAGGAGGAUGGGCGGCCUCCACAGCAUCUCACAGCGAAGUGAUGACUCAGAUUGGUGAUGCUUCUGCCUCUGCGUCCAUCUUGUUGCCAUCCUGUUGCUGAAACUCUGAAACAGAACCUAGAUGUGCCGCUCUUGUCAUGCCAUUGUACAAAAGGAAAAGGCUUUACUACACAAUCUGAUUGCUCAAACAGUGUGACAAAAACAAGCUGGUUAAUUUAGAGAAUGUAAAUGAGAGCGCGUGCUCUUGUAGUGAGUAGUGAUAUGGCAAUUGAAUUGAA